UAUUCUCUUCUCCUUUGAGGCUAUCUGUUGCUUCUCUACAUCUGCUGGUGAUUGGACCUGUCUAUUUGAUCCUCGCCGUUAAGUUGUUUGUUCCUUUAACUUGUCGAGGUUUUUACUUCAGCCCAAAUUUUGUUGUAGUAUCCCGUGCUCUGUGAUAAUUGCCACGAAUCAUGUCGGAUUAUAACAUAGCUUCACCCCCACCAAUGAGUGAAUCAUCUUUGGAGCCUGCCACUCCAUCCAGCCGUAGAGCAGGAAGAAGAGUUAGGCCCCAAUCACGAGCCUCUGCUACAAGUGUUGAAACUGGAAUUACUAAUGCAGGAGCAGCUGGCUCGGUUGCCGAUGAUGAACUACCAGAAUUUGAUGAUGAACAGGAUUUAGGUGGAGAUGAUGAUGACAAUGCAGUUUUGGAAGAGGAUGAAGAUGAAGGAGAGGAGCUUUUUGGCGAUAACAUGGAGGCAGAUUAUCGGGCCAUUCCUGCUCUGGAUCGUUAUGAUGGAGGAGAGCUGGAUGAAUCUGAUUAUGAUGCUAUCUCUGAGUCAGGUCGUAGGGAAGCAGAAAGAGCAAUGCGAAAAAGAGAUCAAGACAUGGGUGUUGGAGACAUGCGAAGAGGAUUGUUCUAUGAUGAGAGUGAUGAUGAUGAUGAGAGCCGUCCGGCAAGAAAACGACGAUUGGCCGAACGUGCUGCUGAAGGAAUGGAAGUGCAAGAUGAUCAGGCAAUUGAAUCUAUUGAAAAUUUGGAAGACAUGCAAGGCUAUUCAGUAAGUGAAUGGGUGUCACUUCUUGCUCCGCGGAUGGAGAUCCUCAACCGUUUCAAGAACUUUUUGCGAACUUACACAGAUUCAAAAGGCAACGCGAUAUUUAAAGAGAAAAUUCGGCACAUGUGUGAAGAAAACAAAAGUAGCUUUGAACUAGAUUAUAACAAGCUUGCAUCUGAAGAGCAUGUGUUGGCCUACUUUUUACCUGAAGCACCACUCGAAAUGCUGGCCAUCUUUGACGAAGCGACUAAGGAUAUUGUACUGGCGAUGUUUCCACAAUAUGAACGAAUUUCUAAGGAAAUUCAUGUUCGGAUUACUGAUCUACCUCUGGUGGAAGACAUCCGUUCGUUGCGGCAGUUACAUUUGAACCAACUAGUCCGUACUCACGGCGUCGUCACUGCACAGACGGGAGUUUUGCCACAGCUUUCAAUCGUCAAGUACGACUGUAACAAAUGCUCAUAUGUUUUGGGACCUUUCUCUCAAUCACAAAACAAUGAAGUGAAACCAACGUCCUGUCCAGAGUGUCAGAGUACUGGCCCUUUUCAGAUCAAUAUGGAGCAAACAGUAUAUCAAAACUAUCAGAGAGUUACAGUCCAAGAAGCUCCUGGUAAAGUGGUUGCUGGUCGUCUUCCACGAGCAAAGGACGCAAUCUUAUUGGGAGAUUUGUGUGAUACCUGCAAACCUGGUGAUGAAAUAGAACUUACUGGCGUCUACACCAACAACUAUGAUGGGUCGCUAAACACUGCCCAGGGAUUCCCUGUAUUUGCUACUGUUCUGUUGGCCAAUCAUAUUUCCAAAAAGGACGGAGAUGCAUCGACUCGUUCUUUAACUGACGAGGACGUCAAAGCAAUCAUGAGUCUCAGCAAAGACGAACGCCUUGCUGAACGUAUUGUCGCCAGCAUUGGACCCUCGAUCUACGGUCACAACGAUAUCAAAAGAGCUCUUGCCUUAGCUUUAUUUGGAGGGGAAUCUAAGAAUCCCGGUCAGAAACAUCAGGUGCGUGGUGAUAUCAACGUGUUGCUUUGCGGUGAUCCUGGUACCGCGAAAUCUCAGUUUCUGAAAUACGUGGAGAAGAUUGCUCCACGAGCCGUUUUUACAACUGGCCAAGGUGCUUCAGCUGUCGGUUUGACAGCUUAUGUCCAGCGUUCACCCGUUACGCGUGAGUGGACAUUAGAGGCCGGCGCCCUUGUUUUAGCCGAUAAAGGUUUCUGUCUCAUCGACGAGUUUGAUAAAAUGAAUGACCAAGAUCGUACUUCUAUUCACGAAGCUAUGGAGCAGCAAAGUAUUUCCAUUUCAAAGGCUGGUAUCGUAACUUCUUUGCAGGCUCGCUGCUCUGUCAUGGCCGCCGCCAAUCCGUUAGGUGGACGCUACGAUCCGUCUAUUACUUUUUCCGAAAACGUUGAUUUGACAGAACCUAUUUUAUCACGUUUCGAUAUCCUCUGCGUUGUACGUGACACUGUUGAUGCCGUCCAGGAUGAAUAUCUUGCCCGCUUCGUCGUCAACUCGCAUAUUCGGCACCACCCAAAUGAAAAUGUGUCAGAUCAUCAAGAGGAAAGCGCUCCCGUUGACAUCAACGAUACGAACCUUGCGGGAGUAGACAAAAUUCCUCAAGAUCUUCUCCGAAAAUAUAUCACAUAUGCUCGUGAAAAGAUCCAUCCAAAGUUACAUCAAAUCGAUCAAGAUAAGAUCGCUCGUAUGUACAGCGAUCUUCGAAGAGAGUCGAUGGCUACUGGCAGCAUUCCUAUCACUGUUCGCCACAUAGAAAGUAUGAUUCGAAUGGCAGAAGCACACGCUAAGCUCCACUUACGUGAAUAUGUUAUCGAUGACGAUGUUAACAUGGCCAUUCGGGUCAUGCUGGAAUCCUUCAUUGAUACCCAAAAAUAUUCGGUCAUGAGAACAAUGCGAAAAACGUUUGCCCGUUAUCUGGCCUACAAAAGAGACAACAACGAAUUGCUCUUCUUUCUUCUUCGCCAGUUGGUACAUGAACAGACAGUUUAUUUGCGCAACCGUUUCGACAGUGAGCCAGACACAGUAGAGGUUCUAGAAUCUGACCUCGUUGAUCGGGCUCGCCAGAUCAACAUACUUAAUCUCAAGCCAUUUUAUGACAGUGAGAUUUUCAAAGUAAAUCGGUUUACUCAUGAUGCGAAGAAGAAAAUGAUCAUUCAGACACUUUGAGAAGACAAGCAUGUAAAACGAUUUUGCAAAAUUAAUGGUGUCAAGCAAUUUGCCCUCGAGUGUAGAUAUAAUUAUGUCAAAUUGCAAGUUUCGCGCGUUUCCUUUACCCUCUAACAGAGCGUGUUUCUGGCCAGCAUUCAUGAAAUAAUACAUCGCUCUCUUUAUAG
Daphnia pulicaria is the source of this 3097-nucleotide messenger RNA. It is a transcript of the gene Mcm2, whose product is annotated as DNA replication licensing factor mcm2-like. The coding region runs from base 171 to 2930 and encodes 919 amino acids. Gene Ontology annotation, molecular function: 3'-5' DNA helicase activity; single-stranded DNA helicase activity; single-stranded DNA binding. The transcript has 15 exons. Gene Ontology annotation, cellular component: MCM complex; nucleus. Gene Ontology annotation, biological process: double-strand break repair via break-induced replication; mitotic DNA replication initiation. The record is from RefSeq and is a predicted model, not a curated record. NCBI's taxonomy places the organism in Eukaryota, Metazoa, Arthropoda, Branchiopoda, Diplostraca, Daphniidae.